Messenger RNA from Akanthomyces muscarius, 1305 nucleotides. RefSeq lists its product as uncharacterized. The record is from RefSeq and is a predicted model, not a curated record. The coding region runs from base 1 to 1305 and encodes 434 amino acids. The transcript has a single exon. Lineage: Eukaryota; Fungi; Ascomycota; Sordariomycetes; Hypocreales; Cordycipitaceae.
AUGCGCUUUCUGGGAGCACUUACAACGGCGCUGCUGUACAUGCAGCCUGCCGCGGCAGCCAAGAACGCCACAGACGAGCCCACGCUGCCGCUGAGCUCCGACAGCACCUUCAACUUCCAGUUUCUCAUCGCCCUCGGCAACGCCCUGACCGGCGGCUCCGACAUUGGGCCGGUGCUCGGCGCCGCCAAGAGCAUCGUCCCGGGGGACAUGGCGUCGUACAGCGCGCAGUUCCACAAGCUCGCCAACGACACCAAGGCCCUCGCGCAGGACCCGGCCAGCGCGUACGACCCGGUCAACGUCCGCGACAGCUGGUUCUCGGCCGCGCACUACUUUCGCCGCGCCGACUUCUACCUGCACCGCGACUGGAGCGACCCGCGCAUUGACGCCUACUGGACCGAGCAGCUGGCCGCCUUUGACAAGGCCCGCGCGGCGCUGCCGUUCCCGAACCACCGCGUGCGCAUCCCCGCAGCCGGAUCCAACUUUACCGUCGAGGCCAUCUGGUACGGUUUCGAUGACGACCACGGGGAAGAGCCGCCCCAGAAGCGGCCGACGCUCGUGAUUGGCAACGGCUUCGACGCCGCGCAGGAGGACUCGUACCACUACUUUGUCGCCGCGGCGCUGGCCCGCGGCUGGAACUGCAUCACGUACGAGGGGCCCGGGCAGUGCACUGUGCGCCGCGCGCAAAACGUGGGCUUCAUCCCGGACUGGGAGCGCGUCGUCACGCCCGUCGUCGACUACGUGCUCGCCGAAAAGGCCGACCGCGUCGACGCCAGCCGUCUCGUGCUCGUCGGCAACUCCUUUGGCGGGUACCUCGCGGCCCGCGCGGCCGCCUUUGAGCCUCGCCUAUCGGCCGCGGUUCUCAUCGACGGCGUCUGGGACACGUACGACGGCUUCCAGGCGCUGUUUCCGGCCGACGUCAUGGCGCUCUACGAAGCAGGCAACUACACUGCGUUUGAUGAAAAGGUCUUCUCGCUGCGUGAGUCUGGAGCCCUGUCGACCAUGGCGACCUGGGGCAUCGACCAAGGCCUAUGGUCGUUUUACACGCACUCGCCCUCCGAGCUCUUCACUCAGGGCAAGGCAUAUCACCUGCGGGAUGUGGCGCACAGGAUCAAUAUGCCCGUGUUUGUGGGCGAUGCCGCGUACGACAACUCGUUCCCCGGACAGGCGGCCAAGGUCAAGGAGGCCCUGGGCGCGAAUGCCACGCUGCAUCGUUUCCAAGGCACGGCGGGCUAUCACUGCCAGACGGCGGCGCUACAGGAGCUGUCGAGGAGCAUGUUUGCCUGGCUUGGCAAGACUUUGGGCUAG